GAACGGCUCCCACCCUGUAAACAAGGACAGAAGAACAAAGGUCCCAAAACGGAAAAAAAAUACGUGAGAGUUGAGUUCGAGAGAGUUUUUUCGAAAUGAAGGUAGUGCAUUGGCUUCUGAUGGUGGCCGUAGCCUGGUGGUUGCGACAAGGCGGCGCUCCCCCUGUGCCCGGAAACUGCGAACACCAGUGUGGUGCCGUGCCCGUACCUUUUCCGUUCGGGCUCGAAACCAAUUGUGCGAGGUCCUCAGAUUUUUUGCUCGAUUGCACCAACACCGAAGGGAGCGUUAUUCAACUCCAGUGGGGGAAUCUUACUAUACGCAAAAUCUCGGUCGGGGACUCGACCAUGGUCGUCAGCCUCCCCGAAGUAUACCAGUGCUACGAUCAGAAUGGCCAGCCGGCAAACAAUAGCAAUCCUCUGAUCAUCGAUCUAUCUACAAAUCCUCGGUACAGAUUUUCGGACACCCAGAACAAGCUCACCGUCCUCGGCUGCGACACCAUGACGACUGUGACCGACAAGCAAGGGAAGUUCGGGAGCGGGUGCAUCUCCUACUGCAGCGAAAACGUCGACUUGGCCAAGGAGACCACUUGCUCCGGUCGAGGUUGCUGUCAAGCAUCCAUCCCAAAGGGGCUCCAGUGGCUCAACAUUAGCAUCUCCCCCCUCGACCAGAAAGAGUCGGCCUGGCGGAGCAACUACUGCGCACUGGCCUUCGUGGCGGACAACAGGUCGUUCAAUGUCUCGGGCCGGACUCUCCCGCGGUUCGAGGACGUGGGCAAGGGCGAGGACCUCGUUCUGGACUGGAUGGUCGAACCGGACGUGAAUUGCCUAGACGCCACUAAGCAGCGGAGCUAUGCCUGUGGUAAAAACACAGAUUGUAAGGACUUCGGGAAUGGAACGGGGUACCGUUGCGUUUGCAAGCCUGGGUACUAUGGGAAUCCCUAUAGUCCCUUCGAAGGGUGUAAAGACAUCGAUGAGUGCAAGGAACCUCAAAAAUACCCAUGUCAUGGAAAGUGCAGGAAUACGCCUGGGAACUACACAUGCCAUUGCCGACCUGGAAAGAGGGGCAAGGGUAAAGAACGUUGCCAAGCUUCUCCUUCGGGCAUAGGUUUUGGAGUGAUGGCUGUGUCCGUCUUCGGCGUAACUGUUACUGCUUCAAUGUCGCUCACGAUGAGGUGGAAACUCAGACGGAUCAACUUCAGACGAAAUGGAGGAGAGAUCUUGGAACAACAAGGAGUUCAAAUAUUUCCGGAGGCCAAGCUAGCUGAAGCAACCAACAACUAUGAUGAUAGCAACAAGCUCAGAGAUGACGAUUUCGGUUCCGUCCAUAAAGGGAACAUAGUGGGGGACGACAUAGUCGUGGUCAGGAAGCCUAAAGAUGCGCACAAGUCUCAAAUAAAGGGGGAUUACCAGCGUGAACUUGAAUUUCUGAUGAAAAGAAGCCACAAAAAUGUGGUGAAGCUCAAAGGCAUUUGCUUAGAGACCAAAAUACCAUUGCUGGUUUAUGAAUACAUUCCGAAUGGCACCACCCUCUUCGAACACAUCCAUCAGGAUGAGUCGACCAUCUUAAAAUCAUGGGGAGACCGUUUCAGAAUAGCCGCCGAAGCUGCUCUUGCACUCAAUUAUAUGCACUCCAGCAUAAAACCCCCUAUCGUUCAUGGCAACAUCAAGUCAGCAAACAUAUUUCUGGAUCAAAACUUUUUAGAUCAAAGCUACUCGGCAAAAGUAUCUGAUGUUGGAACUUCGGUACUCUUCUCACCAAAGCAUAGACAUAUCGUAGCCACUCAAAAGCAAGACUCGUUGGGCUACAUCGAUCCAGCAUAUUUAAUCACUGGUACACUAACAACUAAGAGUGAUGUAUACAGCUUUGGCGUUAUCCUUGCAGAGUUGCUCACGCGAAAGGAACUUUUUACUGAGUCCGGGGAUUCGAUCAGUAUGAUCCACCGUUUCAUCUCUUCCGUGAAGGGCAACGCACUCGUCGAUCUCGUAGACUUCGAGGGCGCUAGUGACGAUGAGAUGAAGAGGGUAGAAAUGGUUGCUGAGAUUGCAGUGGAGUGCUUGGACCAAAGCCGCGCGAACAGGCCGGCAAUGAGGGAAGUGGCUCGGCGACUGGCUGCUAUCCACCUUGGCUCGGCAUUUGAAGAAGUCGAAGACUACAUUGAAGAGACCGGAUACGGAGGGGAUGCACAAAAACCUCCCCCCUUCGAGACUUCGGCUUGUGGCGAGGCGUGCGAACGGUGGAUGUCAAACUGUCUUUCCUGUCUGGGAGUGGAUUAAGCGUGUGCCUGAAUCUGAUCCUUUUAUCACCAUAGUGACAUGUCUAUCAGUUGUCCGUAAGGACUUCUAGGGUUUGAUUGUGCAUUUUUGAAUUUGUGUUAUGUUUGCCGUUCGCUUUGGACUUACUUAUGUGCGGAUGCAUGUUUGCUAGUUAAGCUGUGCGUUGAAGUAGACUUAUAGGAGGCUGACAUAUGGCCUUCGACAUUAUUAUAAUCUCUCUGCCCGUUUAUCUUUUCUUCUUUUUCA
This is a messenger RNA of Syzygium oleosum, 2519 nucleotides long. RefSeq names its product wall-associated receptor kinase 2-like. Gene Ontology annotation, biological process: protein phosphorylation; cell surface receptor signaling pathway. Lineage: Eukaryota; Viridiplantae; Streptophyta; Magnoliopsida; Myrtales; Myrtaceae. Gene Ontology annotation, cellular component: plasma membrane. The record is from RefSeq and is a predicted model, not a curated record. Bases 96 to 2273 code for a protein of 725 amino acids. The transcript has 3 exons. Gene Ontology annotation, molecular function: calcium ion binding; protein serine/threonine kinase activity; ATP binding.